This is a messenger RNA of Orussus abietinus, 1424 nucleotides long. Its product is annotated as RRP15-like protein. The coding region runs from base 169 to 1083 and encodes 304 amino acids. Gene Ontology annotation, cellular component: preribosome, large subunit precursor. The transcript has 4 exons. The record is from RefSeq and is a predicted model, not a curated record. Lineage: Eukaryota; Metazoa; Arthropoda; Insecta; Hymenoptera; Orussidae. Gene Ontology annotation, biological process: maturation of 5.8S rRNA; maturation of LSU-rRNA.
UUAUAAUUCCAUUUAUUCGUAUUCUAACAUGGGCGAUAAAUGUGGGACACCGUAUACAAGUUGAAUUCUACAAGUUCGCGCAUGUGAAUACUUGAUUGUUUGAAAACAGGUUAAGGAGAUUUUGUAUAAUUUGAACGAAUGUUGAAGUAAUUAUCUACAUUAAUUACCAUGGUUACCUUAAAAGAGUCUACAAAACGCGUUAAAUCGUCGAAAAAGAAGAAUGUUAAAAAGUUUAAACAAAAAGACUCUUUGAGAUCAUCAGAAAAGACCGAGGAUGUUGACGUGUCAUAUGAUAAUGAUUCUGAGAGAGUCAACGAAUCUGACCAGGAAAGUAGCGGCAUUUCAGAAAUUGGCGAGGAAAAUCACAUGGAUUCAGAAGAUACCCUUGAUACUACAGAAAAUGCAGAUAAUGUAAUCGGAAACCCAAGCUGGGCGGAUGCUAUGCAGAAAAUUUUGAGGACGAAAAAACCCAAACGAAAGAAAACUAUCGUCUUGUCGAAAGCUAAAAAACUAUGCGAUGUGAUUCAAAAGAAAAAGGAAGAUAGUGUACCUUUUGAAAUUGCUGGACAAGAUGGUGAAAUAAAAAAUGAGAAACUAGAUUCGAAAGCUAGUACCGAAGUAGGUAAACCAGUGAAGGAUACCAAAAAGCAUAAAAAGGAUGUGAACGUAAAUAUUCGUGUGAAGCCAUCGAUAUCAGACAGAGAGAGGGAGAAGAGGUUGCAGAAAAUAGCCACAAAAGGUGUCGUUCAGUUAUUCAAUGUCGUAAGGCAACAGCAGAUAGAAAUAGACAAAAGAUUAUUUACAGCAGGUCCUUCAGAACGAAAGCGCGAAAAGGUUUUGAAAAGUAUAGACAAAUGCGCUUUCCUGGAUGUAUUAAUGGGUGAAUCGAAAAGUAUUCCUGUAGAUAAUCCAGUUAAAAAAGAUAAUCACACCAAACCUCGGCAAUCAAAUGAGGAUGGUAAACUGUGGAGUGUUCUAAGAGAUGAUUUUACAAUGGGAGCGAAACUGAAAGAUUGGGAUAAAAAAGCUCCAGAAGAUGAAGAUUCUUCGGCUCCUGAAGAUGUAGAUAGUGAAGACGAUUGAUACAAAAUACCUAAUAGAAACAAACGUCUAUUAAAUUUUUUAAAAUAUAAGGGAAACUUGUUUAAUUCAUUUGAACAAACGAGCGAAACAACUUUGGAAGUAGUUUUUAUAUUGACUGUGUAAUAUAUGUGCCGAAAAUGAUGAAAAUGUCUAAAAUUAGGAACUACAAAUAAACACUUUGAAGUGGUGUCACCAAUUUUACAAUUUGUGAAGAAAAUGUAUGACAUAUAAAUUUGUUUUUUUUUUUUCAUUUAUUACAGCCCUUAUACAAUUGUACCUUGGACCUUAUAUCUCGGAACAAUAUUAUCGAAUGUAAAAUAUACAGAUUUAUUCAGAGGUUA